Messenger RNA from Ananas comosus (pineapple), 1191 nucleotides. RefSeq lists its product as uncharacterized. The coding region runs from base 117 to 1094 and encodes 325 amino acids. The transcript has a single exon. Lineage: Eukaryota; Viridiplantae; Streptophyta; Magnoliopsida; Poales; Bromeliaceae. The record is from RefSeq and is a predicted model, not a curated record.
CGUAUGCUGCCGGGAUUUGGAGGCUCGAUUGCACACCAAUUCAAUUUGAAAUUUCGAAAUCGCCUUCUUCCCCUUCAGCUCCCUCUCUUUCCUUCUCUCCCUGCAAAGCUAGUUCGAUGGGUUGCGCCUCCUCCAGCUUUCUUGAAGACGAGGACCGCAUCGUCGGCGCCGGCGCCGGCGCCCUCGGUCACCACAUCGUCUCCCUCACCUCCUCCACCUACGGCCUUCUCACGACCCUCGACCACUACCCCUCCCCCCACAACACCCUGCCGCCGCCGCCGCCACCGCCGCCGCCGCCGCCGCCUGCUCCUCCUCGUCCUCACUUCCGUAAUCCUGUAGCUCUUCGGUGCGAGCCGGAAGUGAUCAAUUCUUGGGAGCUCAUGGCCGGCCUCGACUAUUCCUCCGUCCCAGUCAAAUCCUCCGCCGCGCCGCAGCGUGCCGCGGGUAGUAAAGAAAAGGCGGUGCCGAUCCAACUGGCGGCAAAUGAUAAUGCAGGAGACACUCGGGGGCAGCAGAAAAGGCGGCCUUACACCUUGGAGUCGUUCCAGAGGCUGUGCCCGCCGGGCGGGGCGGAGUCGGCGGUGCUGUACACGACGACGCUCCGCGGCGUCCGGCAGACGUUCGAGGCGUGCAACACGGUGCGGGCGGCGGUCGAGGCGGCAGGGAUGUGCGUGCGGGAGCGCGACGUGUCCAUGGACAGCGGGUUUCGGGAAGAGCUGCGGGAGCUGACGAAGGGGAUCGGAGUGGUGGGACCCGCGGUGCCGAGACUGUUUGUUAAAGGUAGGUACAUCGGCGGGGUUGAGGAGGUGAUGAAGAUUCACGAGGAGGGAGGGCUCGCGGAAUUGCUCGAGGGGCUCCCAAGAUCAUGCGGCGGCAGCGGCGGAGUUUGCGACGGAUGCGGUGGGAUGCGAUUCUUGCCCUGCUUUCGAUGCAGCGGAAGCCGGAAACUGGUGGUGGUUGUGGCAGGGGAGGAGUGGAUCGGGGUGCCACAGUGGGCAGGGAAUGCCAAGGGGAGGAAGAGAGCGACGGCGAAGGUUGUGAGGUGUAGUGAGUGUAACGAGAAUGGAUUGGUGCUAUGUCCCAUUUGCUCGUGAAAAUAGUUAAUUGGGUGUGUUUUUUAUAAUAAUGUGCUCUAAAUGUUGGAAUAUGGUGGUUAUUUAUCAUGGUAUUAGCAACAAGAGGAAAUAUAUA